Messenger RNA from Humulus lupulus (European hop), 1922 nucleotides. RefSeq names its product cytochrome P450 CYP82D47-like. Bases 76 to 1674 code for a protein of 532 amino acids. The transcript has 2 exons. Gene Ontology annotation, biological process: defense response to other organism. The record is from RefSeq and is a predicted model, not a curated record. NCBI's taxonomy places the organism in Eukaryota, Viridiplantae, Streptophyta, Magnoliopsida, Rosales, Cannabaceae. Gene Ontology annotation, molecular function: monooxygenase activity; oxidoreductase activity, acting on paired donors, with incorporation or reduction of molecular oxygen; heme binding.
UAAUCUAUAUAUUGAACGUCCAUAAUCUAUUCUUAGAUCCAUUUAAGAUCUUUCGACUUUCUAUUGAUAGCAACCAUGGAUUUUCCUUCACUUUUUGCUGGAACAGCCACCAUUUUUGCUGCGUUUCUGUUUCUCUAUCUUCUUCUAUGGAAACCGGCAAGACGCCUAGUUCAUUCUCAGAGAAAUCCUCCAGAAGCCGCGGGUGCAUGGCCCAUUAUCGGCCACCUUCACCUAUUAUCAGGCCCAGAACCGCCCUUCAAAACCUUGGGCCAGAUGGCUGACAAGUACGGGCCAAUCUUCACCAUACGAAUGGGAGUGUACACAACUCUUGUCGUAAGCAGCUGGGGAGAAGCUAAAGAGUGCCUCACCACAAACGACAAAGCCUUCGCAAACCGUCCAAAAAGCAUAGCCUCAGAAAUAUUGACCUACAAUUACGCUAUGAUUGGGUUCAGCCCAUAUGGUUCCUACUGGCGCCAUGCUCGAAAGAUGGCGACACUUGAGUUACUCUCCAACCAACGCCUGGAGAUACUAAGCCACGUAAGACAAUCCGAGGUCAAAGCGUCCAUUAAAGAAGUAUACGAGCUUUGUCUGAAGAACAAGUUUGACCAGGUGGUGGAGAUGAAAGAAUGGUUUGGAGACAUAACCCUAAACGUGGUGUUUAGAAUGGUUGUAGGGAAGCGGUAUCUCGAAGCCACAAGCUCCGGUGAGAACGAUGUCUGCAAUCGCAGCGAGCAGUACCGAAAAGCUUUACGAGAGUUCUUUGAGUUUACGGGCACUUUUAUGGUGUCUGAUGCAAUUCCGUACCUGGCGUGGUUGGACUUGGGAGGUUAUGAGAAAGCCAUGAAAAAGACUGCAAAAGAGCUUGAUGAAUUGGCUCAAGUUUGGAUUGAGGAGCAUAAAAGAAAAAGGGUUGAUCAUAAAGGCGAACUAGUACUUAAUAACAAGGAGGAGCACGAUUUCAUGGACGUUAUGCUUUCCAUUCUUGAUGAUGCCGAAUUGGGAGUUUCCAGCUACGAUGCUGAUACAAUCAACAAAGCUUUGUCUCUGGCACUUAUUCUAGGGGGCACUGAUACAACAACAGUAACAAUGACAUGGGCCUUGGCACUACUUCUCAACAACCGAGACUGCUUGACGAAAGCUCAAGAAGAAUUAGACCAACACGUUGGGAGAGAUAGACAAGUAGAGGAAUCGGACCUAAAGAAACUGGUUUAUCUUAGAGCUAUUAUCAAAGAAACGAUGCGUUUAUACCCUGCCGCACCACUCGCACUGCCUCACGAAGCAGUGGAAGACUGUACUGUAAGUGGGUACCACGUUCGAACAGGCACACGCCUCCUGGUCAAUAUUUCAAAGCUGCACCGAGAUCCAAAAGUGUGGGCCGAACCCAACGAGUUCAGGCCCGAACGAUUCAUGACUGGUCACCUCAAAAACAUUGACGUCCGAGGCCAGAAUUUUGAGUUGAUGCCGUUUGGAAGCGGAAGAAGAAUGUGCCCGGCAGUGUCGUUUGCCCUUCAGGUUCUGCAGCUGACUCUGGCGUCUUUGCUUCAAGGGUUUGAGAUUGCGACCCCAUUGGACGAGCCAGUUGAUAUGCGUGAGUCUGCUGGACUGACUAACCUUAAAGACUCCCCACUUAAUGUCAUCCUCACUCCACGACUUCCCGCCGAAGCCUAUUAUUGAAAUUAAAAUAUAUAAGAACAAUAUUUUGUUUUACCUAAUCUUUUAUGCUAUGCUUAAAAUUACCAUGGGGCAGAAUUAAGAAUAGCUGGUAUGGGUGUAACUAGUUAAGUCUAUCCCACUUGUUUUUUUUUUUGGUCCUCGUUCAUGUACAUGGAUGCAUAUCUUGACAUAAUAUUCUGGUGUGUGUACAGGCGAGGGUUAUGUUAUAUGGUUAAUUAUAAGAUGAAAAAUGAUGAGUUCCUAGACUA